Sphenostylis stenocarpa is the source of this 1344-nucleotide messenger RNA. The record is from the annotation of a GenBank genome assembly. Lineage: Eukaryota; Viridiplantae; Streptophyta; Magnoliopsida; Fabales; Fabaceae.
AUGGCCUCAAAUGUAUCCUUCUCUCUUUUGUUCCUCUGCUUCUCUUUCGUUCAUUUUCCCCUAUUUUCAUCACAAUCAACCCAUUCAUUCCCCAAAGAAGCCCUCCCCACCAAGUAUGGUUACCUUCCAAUCACCCCCACUUCCACUUCUGCAAUUUUCUACGCCUUCUAUGAAGCCCAGAACUCCACUUUACCUCUCUCCCAAACCCCGCUUCUUAUUUGGCUCCAAGGUGGCCCUGGUUGCUCUUCCAUGAUUGGCAAUUUCUACGAGCUUGGACCUUGGCGCGUCACCCAAUCCCUCACCCUUCAACGCAACCCUGGUUCUUGGAACAGAAUAUUUGGCCUUCUUUUUCUUGAUAGUCCCAUUGGAUCUGGCUUCAGUGUUUUCUCAACCCCAGAAGAGAUUCCAAAAGAUCAAAACGCCGUUGCCAAACACCUCUUUGCUGCUAUAACCAAGUUUGUUCAACUUGAUCCUGUUUUCAAGCAUCGCCCUAUUUAUAUUACUGGGGAAAGCUAUUCUGGCAAGUACGUACCAGCAAUUGGGUACUAUAUAUUGGAGAAAAAUGCAAACUUGGAGGCUUCUGAAAGAGUGAAUUUAGCUGGUGUGGCUAUUGGGGAUGGGUUAACAGACCCGGAAAAUCAAGUGGCUACUCAUGCUGUGAAUGCUUAUUAUACUGGAUUGAUCAAUGAGAGGCAGAAGAAUGAGUUGGAAAAAGCUCAGUUGGAAGUAGUUGGGUUGAUCCAAAUGGGGAAUUGGAGUGAAGCAACGGAUGCUAGAGGCAAAGUGCUGGAAAUGUUGCAGAACAUGACAGGGUUGGCUACUUUGUAUGACUAUACUAGAAAUGCUCCGUACGAGGAGGAUUUGGUUGAACGAUUCUUGAACAUUGCGGAGGUGAAGAAGGCCUUGGGGGUCAAUGAAUCAUUUGUGUAUGAGACAUGUAGUGAUGUUGUUGGAGCUGCAUUACACGCUGAUGUGAUGAAAAGUGUGAAACAUAUGGUGGAAUACUUGGUGAGGAGGAGCAGGGUGUUGCUAUAUCAAGGUGAAUAUGAUUUGAUGGAUGGUGUGGUCCAAACAGAGGUUUGGGUGAAGACAAUGAAAUGGGAAGGGAUUGUGGAGUUUCUAAAUGCAGAAAGGAAGAUAUGGAAAGUGAAUGGUGAGCUUGCCGGGUAUGUACAAAAUUGGAAGUCUCUGACCAAUGUUGUGGUUUUGGGAGCUGGACAUCUUUUGCCUACAGACCAGUCUCUAAAUUCUCAAGCUAUGAUAGAAGAUUGGGUUUUGAGAAGGGGUUUGUUUCAAAACUUGCCUGAGGCAAAUGUAUCAAGUAAGUCUAUAUUUGCUGAGUAA